Knipowitschia caucasica is the source of this 1839-nucleotide messenger RNA. Lineage: Eukaryota; Metazoa; Chordata; Actinopteri; Gobiiformes; Gobiidae. The record is from the annotation of a GenBank genome assembly.
AUGCCGAGGAGAAAGCAGCAAGAGCCGCGGCGCUCAGCAGCGUACAUGCCAGAAGAUGAGCUUAAGGCAGCCCCACAUGAAGAGGAAGAACACCUGCAGGACGACGGCCUCUCAUUGGACGGUCAGGACACGGAGUUCAUGUGCAACGAUGAAGAUGACGACUUAGACGGAGGCCAAUUACCAAGUUAUAGAGACUCUCCCCUCAGCAAUGGCACAAACCCUGAUGCAGGAUAUGGCUCUCCCCUCAGCGAUUCCAGUGACCGGCUUGCUGAUUUCAAGAGCACCUCUUCCCGUGACGGUCAGGAGAGGGAUGCCAAUGCUCUUCGUCCCAACGGUAACAAGAGCAGUGGCACCAGUAUCGUGAGCAGUCAACAUAAUGGUAAAGGAUUGGGCUCUGCUGUCAACCACACUAGCAACUCCACUUGCACGACCAAUGGUGUAGCAGUGAGCACGGCGAGCACCCACAGCGCCACCAGCAGCAGUGGGAACAGUGGUGCAGCAGCUAGUAAUGGUACUGGUGUAGCUUAUGACUGGCACCAAGCAGCACUGGCCAAAACUCUUCAGCAAACACCUUACCACCUUUUACCAGAGCCAAGCCUUUUCAGCACCGUGCAGCUCUAUCGGCAAAACAACAAGCUCUAUGGCUCUGUAUUCACUGGGGCAAGCAAGUUCCGCUGCAAAGACUGUAGUGCAGCUUAUGACACACUGGUUGGCCUAACUGUGCACAUGAAUGAGACCGGCCACUAUCGCGAUGACAAUAAAGACAAAGAGGAGGAGCAGGGCAAACGAUGGUCCAAACCACGUAAGCGCUCCCUUAUGGAGAUGGAGGGGAAAGAGGAUGCUCAAAAGUCAAUCAUGAACACGCAUCUGGGUAAGGCCCCCAAACCCGUGAGUCCUGCGGUAGACCCGCUCUCAAUGCUUUAUAAAAUCAGCAACAGCAUGAUAGAUAAGCCAGCAUUCACCUCCAACUCUCAGGGCAAGUCUGCUGAGCCCAUUAGCCACUAUCAGAUCUAUGACAACACUGACCAGCCAAUUGAUCUGAUGUCCUCUCCUCUGAGAGAAAACGCCCUGAUGGACAUUUCAGAUAUGGUAAAGAACCUCACCGGAAGAUUAACUCCCAAAUCCUCUACCCCCUCCUCUAUCUCUGAGAAGUCGGAUGCUGAGGGUAGUGCAUUUGAGGAUGCAAUGGAGGACUUGUCUCCUGUCCAAAAAAGGAAAGGGAGACAGUCCAACUGGAACCCGCAGCACCUGCUCAUUCUGCAGGCUCAGUUUGCCUCAAGCCUCAGAGAGACCUCAGAGGGCCGAUAUGCAAUGACUGACCUGGGGCCUCAGGAAAGGGUCCACAUCUGUAAGUUCACUGGCCUCUCUAUGACCACCAUUUCCCACUGGCUAGCUAAUGUCAAGUAUCAACUAAGGCGGACUGGCGGAACCAAGUUUCUGAAGAACAUGGAUUCAUGCCAGCCUGUAUUCCUCUGUGGGGACUGUGCCUCUCAGUUCAGGACUCCUGCCUCCUACAUUAACCACCUGGAGUCUCACCUGGGCUUCAGUCUGAAGGACCUGUCCAAACUGUCAUCUGAUCACCUUCGGGAGCAGCAGGCUGCCUCUAAGGUGAUCACAGACAAACUGACUUUCAGCACCCCCCUGUCCAUGAGCACUGCGGAGGAGGAGGCGGGCUCUGUGUACCAGUGCAGACUUUGCAAUCGGACAUUUGUUAGCAAACACGCCGUCAAACUCCACCUCAGCAAGACCCAUGGUAAAUCUCCAGAAGACCACUUGGUCUUCGUCACUGCUCUGGAGAAACUGGAAAAGCUGGGGAAAAUGGAGAAGGUGCAGGUGUGA